AUGGAUAUGUCCGACGAAACUUCUUCGAAUAUUUGUAAUAUAAAUUUCAGGAACAAAGAGAAAAAGGGAGGUCGUCCUUUAGGAGCUGUAUGGCUUCAUUUUAGCAGAAGCAGUACUGAGACUCCUGGAAAGUUUGGAGCAGAAUGCAAAUAUUGUUCCUCAAAGUGGAAACGCGCGGAAAUAUCUGCCUUAGAAGAACACUUAGCAAGCCAUUGUCCAAAUGUAUCUGCUCUUAUUUUACGCGAGGAACUUAAUAAAAGUGUCAUUGAAGCUUUAGUAGAACCCGAUGAUAUUGAAGAAGAGGAAGCUCAAUUUGAAAAUAAUAAUUUGCGACGAACAACGUCUGGUGACGUUAAUCCAAAUCACGAAGAUAUUAUUUUAACUGAAAAGCUUUGGAUUGAAGAAAAUGUUGAUUUAACAAGUCAAUUGGUAUUAGAAGGGAUUGACAAAAUACCUGAAGACGAUGACGAUGAUUUUAUU
Molecule: messenger RNA, 480 nt
Organism: Funneliformis geosporum
Lineage: Eukaryota; Fungi; Glomeromycota; Glomeromycetes; Glomerales; Glomeraceae
Source: the annotation of a GenBank genome assembly